CUCAAACUACAACCAUUGAAACAACGGCAGAAUCGACCACGAUGGCAGAGACUACGACCAUGGAAACUACAACCACCAUGGAGCUCACAACAGACGAUGCAACCACCGCCGGUAUAACGCCAGGUCACUAUAAAACAACAGAAGAAGCCACAAAGGCCAUCACAGACAAACCUACCAAGAUCGUCAAUACUCUCAAGCCUGGCCUUCUUGAGUCUGAGAGUGCCCCUAUUUGCACCAACGACUACAUGGAGCUAGCCCUGCCGGCCCACCGGCUCAGUCACGUGAUCACCAGCGGGCUGCACUGGGACCUGGACCCGAGCUGUCAGGCCACCUUCAACGGUACCCACUACAUCCUGCGCACCGGGCUAUAUCAGUGCGGGACAAAGGUGACCUUUGACUCGAAGUACGUCAUAUUCUACAACAAUGUCAGCCUGCUGUUUACCCAUGAUGGCGUCAUCACCAGAGACCCGGAUGUAGUCAUACACUCUGUCUGUAAGUACGAUCGUGACGAAGCCGUGAUGUCCGAGUUCCUGCCCAUCCCGGGCGGACUGGAGUUUGUUGAUGAAGGGUUCGGUCAGCUGUCCAUCCGGCUGGACCUGUUCCCCACACAGAGCUACCUGUCCCCGUACACCACACCUGACUACCCGGUGCACCUGCACCUGCGGGACAUGAUGUACCUGCAGCUGCAGGUGCAGGGCCACGCCCGACAGCUGUCAGUCAUCGCCCUGCACUGUGAGGCUACAUCCGGGAACAACGCCUCCCUAAAGUACCCACUGAUACAGGAAAGCUGUGCCUCGGACGACACCUUACAGUUCUACGCACAACCUCAACCCGGCACACAGCGCUUCGGUCUGGAGGCCUUCCGCUUCGUACAGGAAGUGACGACAGUCAACAUCCGGUGUGAGGUGGAGGUGUGCGAUGCAACUGACACAACAUCCCGCUGUGAACAGGGUUGCAGGACCAGUCGUCACCACAAGAGGGCGCUCGGCGACCAGGAUGCCAUGAAGAGCCGCUACGUGAUCUCUCAGGGCCCCAUCAUCUUUAGUGCAGAUUUCCAAGAGGCGGAUGGUGCGAAGGCCGCGGUCAUUGCUGUUGGCGGGUCUGCUGUGGUGAUCGUUCUCGCUGCAGUUUUACUGGCUGUCAGAGUGAGGCGCUCAAAGCGGGUACAUCCGGGAUACCAGCCACUCAGUAACCUUGAUGCCGAGUAAAGCACCAUUAUCUGGUCACGAAAACUCCUUGUGAUACC
Messenger RNA from Branchiostoma floridae (Florida lancelet), 1246 nucleotides. Its product is annotated as ZP domain-containing protein-like. The record is from RefSeq and is a predicted model, not a curated record. Bases 42 to 1208 code for a protein of 388 amino acids. Lineage: Eukaryota; Metazoa; Chordata; Leptocardii; Amphioxiformes; Branchiostomatidae. The transcript has 7 exons.